AUGAAGGUAAUGGAAUCUGAAGCAAUGAUUUCUAUAGGAUCAAACAAGCAUGAAACUGGUAAAGAAGCGCCCAUCGUGGCUGCAUGUCGCCAUCUUCUGAAGCCGAACGGAAGCAUCAUCGGCGACGAAGUAGCGAAAGCAAUAUUGCCAAGAUUUCCUGACUUGUGUUCAGCAUUGCCUGCAGAUAGCUUUCCUCACCACCAAGCGCUUCUUGGUACUGGAGACACACAUAGGGCACCACUGACCCAAUCUCGUGUUCGCCAGUUCAUAUUGAGCGAAUUCGGGCCACAAUUGCAUCAACUUGGAUAUGGGAGCGGAGAUCGAAUUGCUUUGGUCCUUCCAAACGGCCCAGAACUGGCUCUUGCAAUCUUGAGUAUCUCACAUUGGGCGUCAUGUCUUCCAUUGAAUGCGAAUGGAGCACCAUCUGAAUUGAAGAAAGAUCUUGAAGCUGCAAAUACAUCGCUAAUCAUUGGCAUUGCAGGCGUUGAAUCUCGUGCAAUUCAAGAUAUAGCACAGCAUUUGGGAAUUCCAUUUUGUGGCUUGAAGCCGAGCUCGACAGAAACAGCAAUAUUCCGGAUCGAAACUGAUCGCUUCCAGCGAGAGCAAACCGGGAGAAAGGAACAGGAAAACGGAUAUCGGGGGCACCUACUGCCGAAUGAUCACCAGUCCGAGGUGCUUGUCUUGUUCACAUCAGGAACAACUGGAAACAAGAAGCUCGUUCCUCAUAGACUUGGAGAUAUGUUGAUUGCAGCUGCAUGCAUAGCCGUCAGUUGGAACCUUACACCCGAAGAUGUCAACUGCAAUCUGAUGCCACUUUUUCAUGUCGGCGGGAUUGUUCGUCAAGUAUUUGCACCAAUCCUGAGUGCGGGCUCUGUCAUUUGUUGCCCUUCGUUUGAUCCAUCCAUCUUUUGGGGCCUCCUUUUGCAAAGUGACAAUGCAUCAUCAAAUGGGAUAAGAACAAAAUUUUCGUGGUACUAUGCUGCACCAACCAUGCAUCAAAUUUUACUAGAGACCAUGCCGGCAGCACUGGAACUUGCAAAAGCGCGCUACCCUCUGUUGCAACCACAGCUUCGGAUGAUUGCCAAUGCUGCUGGUGGUCUCUUGCCGUCACUUGCGGAAGAGCUCCGACAAGCUUUUGGAGGGGCCAACGUUUUGCCGAGCUAUGGUAUGACUGAGUGCAUGCCUAUUUCAUCUCCGCCAUCUAACUAUGAAUUGACGAAGCCUGGAACAUCUGGUGUCGCAGUUGGACCCCAAGUCGGCAUUUUCAACGCAAACGAAGAAAAACUAUCGCCUGGAAAAGAAGGUAGUAUCUGCGUACGAGGUAGACCAUGCUUCCAUGGAUACGGAGACAGGCCCCAAGGAGAGGGAUUUCAUGACGGAUGGUUCAAUACUGGUGAUCUCGGAUACCUUGAUGCUGAAGGCUAUUUGUAUAUUACUGGAAGGUCAAAAGAAGUGAUCAAUCGGGGAGGUGAAAUCAUCAGUCCAAUGGAGAUCGAAGAAGAAGUACUGUUUCAUCCCUCGGUUUCAGCAUGUGCUGCAUUCUCGACCAAACAUAAUGUGUUACAAGAAACGGUUGGUAUUGUGGUAGUCACAUCUCCAAACUCGAAAAGAAUCGACUUGGAAACGCUUCAAGACUUCUUGCAAAGUCGACUCGCUCCAGCAAAAUGGCCUCAGCUGUUGGUAUUCAUGGAUGCGCUGCCAAAGUCACACACAAACAAACUAUUGAGAGUCAAGCUCGGAGAACGCCUCGGAGUUCCAGAAAUGAACGAUGGAAUGCAACCAAUUGAAAGAACUUUCGACGCCCGAUGCCCAUCUCAAGGCACGCCAAUUACAACUCCAAUCCAAUGCGCACAGGUUACUGUGGACACCGCCCUCAUUGAACGAGCCCUGCUCAAUGAUUUGGGAGUCGAUUCCAGCGGACAUCAACUCUUGGUGACCAAACAUCCGCAUCGAAAUGGUUCCAUUGUGGUUCAUGUCCACAAUCUGAACCCACAUGACGUGAUUAAGAUUGCGAAUGAAUCACUUCAUGCAUACCAACGCCCUUCGCAUAUAUGCUCUCAUGAAGACAAGACGAUUAUGCUACGCCGGGAUUCUUGUGAAAAGAUUGUACCAAAACCGACAGAUUCGGUUGACUGUUUGCAAAUGACCUUGAAGCAUGCAGCGGCUGGAUCCGAUCCUGUAUUGGAAAAGCUACGAGGGAUUGUUCAAGAUCUCGUCGAUCAUGACCAUCUGCCGUCCCCAGAAACUUCCUUCUUUCGACUCGGAGGAACGUCGCUCAUUGCAUCACAGCUCGCGAGUCGAAUUAGAAAACAGUUUCAAGUGUCGUUCAGUGGAGCCGAUAUUUUCCAAUACAGCACCUGUCUUGCAAUGGCAAUGAAAAUUAAAUCUGAAAAAGAAGAAUCAUCCAGGAAUCAGUCGCCAUUUAACAAACCGAGUCAAAGGCACAAGGCGGGCACUGCAUUUGCGGUAAAAAAUUCUCGCGGUGGUCUUCAAGAGGUUACUUUUGAUGCCACCAAGCUCCUUCCAAGGAAAAACACUUUGAAAACUCUUUUUCAGCUGGUUCCAGGAUUCUUUGUGUUCCCUUGGUUGCAAUUCACGCGUGCAUUUCUUUUCUUUGCUCUACUUUUUGAGGUAUUGAAAGAUUUACCCGUGGAACGAAAUGUAAUUCGCUUUAUCAUUACGGUCGCUGUCUUCCACUUGUUGUGGAGCGUCUUUACGCCAUUGAUCUUUGUGCUGAUCAAGUGGACUGUCAUUGGGAAGUACAAAAGCGGUCGAUAUCCUUUCUAUAGUGUGUACUAUCUUCGAUGGUGGUUUGUGGACGUGUGUCGAAAGAUCAUUGGAAGAGGUAUCUGGGGUACUAGCAACUUUCUCUUGAUCCGCUACUAUCGAAUGCUCGGAGCGAACAUUGCAGCGGAUGCAAGAAUUGCUGUGGAGGCUGAAAUCGCCGAGUUUGAUCUCAUCACAAUUGGGCACGAUGCGUCCAUUGAAUAUUCCACACUUCGUGGAUUCGGAGUUGAUAACGGAGCAAUGCAGCUUGGUCCUGUGCGCAUUGGGACCUCGGCUAGUGUUGGAAUUCGAUCUGUCGUAGCACCAUUCACUGAAGUGCCAAACGGAGCACAUGUUGCUCCAGCAACAUCAAGCUACGACAUCACGUACAACAGCGACCGACACUUGGAGUACAACCGAUAUUCUGCCAGACCACCAUGCUGGGCACUCCAGACAUUUGUCGGUUCGCCAAUCAAGCUUUUUGUUGAUAUCUUCUCACACCUUCCAGAGAUGUACAUUAUCUUCGUAAUGAUGAAGGCACUUCGAUUCAGGUACAGAUUGGAAUUGGGAGAGUUCAGUUUCGAAACAAUUGGCGACUUGCUUGAAUGGCUUUGUGAUCCUGUUCGGCUACCAUACUUUCUUGCGAUUCGCAUCGCGCGAACUACACUUGCUCCAUUUUUGUACAUGUUGGCAGCUCUAUUUGUGAAAUACGUCUUGAUUGGAAAGUUCUGUGAAGGUCCAAGGGAUCCGUCAUCUGAAUGGGAUCGUAUGCGAGUUUGGCUCGCGGAAUCUCUAUUCUCCCAUUCACAUGUACAGGCGGUGGCAGACUUACUUGGGCGGCAUUACAAUCUGACCAGUGCGUUCUAUCGUCUCCUUGGAGCCAAGGUCGGAAAACGUGUUUUUUGGCCGGGAACGCAACCAUUGUGUUCUGGAAUCUACGAUCUGUUGGAAAUUGGCGAUGAUGUUGUCUUUGGCUCGAGAUCAACGAUUCUGUCGGCAAGCAGCACGGCCUUUGAAAAAGUCAUCUUCUGUGCUGGCGCAAACAUCUCUGAUAAUACAGUUGUGCUUCCUGGUUCAAUAAUUGGAAAGAAUGUGGUGUUGGGAUCUAACACUGUUUGCCCACACAGACGAUAUCUUCCUCCAUCGAGUACCUGGUUAGGAUCGCAACAAGGAGAGCCCAUCCUGUUGCAAUACUUGUUGGAAACAGACUUGAUUCCGCAAUAUUCGAAUGAUGUUAAGUUCUCGGAUAUCCAAAUGAGCGGCGACUCAACAACUCUUCGACCAUUUGGCAGGGCAGUAUACUUGCAGCAAGCUAAAUUUUUUGUUUGCCCAGGCUGGAUGAUGUCGAUGCUUCAUAUUGUCUACGAGGCCUCUCUGACAUGUUUCCAUGCAAUGCCCCUAGUCGGAACAAUUUAUGUUUCCGUCGAUAUUCUGUACGGAUGGGAGAGAUCAGACCGUGACUACGAACAGGAAAUCUCUCUUUUGCAUUUGUAUGGGACCAUGCUUGUCAUUUUCUGUAUUUUGCACUGUGCCAGGAUCCUCAUUGGACUUUCGUUCGAAAUCAGUGCAAAGUGGUUCUUCUUGGGCCGUCGAAAAAUGGGAAGGUAUAACUGGGACGAGUCGACGUACAAUCAGAAUUGGGAGUUUUACCAGCUAGCCACCAAAAUUCGAAAGGUCCAGAGUCGUUCAAUGCUGGACUUCAUUGCAGGAACACCUUUCAUCGACUGGUAUUUCAGAGCCCUUGGAGGAUCUGUCGGUCGCAACUGCUGCCUAUAUCCGUCAGGAGGAGACCCUUACAUGCCCGAACCCGAUUUGGUUUCCAUUGGAGAUUGUGUUACAGUUGACAUGGCUUCCAUCGUGUGCCACUUGAAUACGAAAGGAAACUUUGAGCUUGUUCCAAUCCAUCUCGAGUCUUUCACUACAUUGCGUGCAAGAUCCCGAGUUCAACAGGGCGUCCACAUGGAAUCAAAUGCAAUGAUCCUGGAAAAGAGUCUAGCGCUCACUGGUGAAGUCAUCGAGAGUAGAAGUAUAUGGCAGGGAUCACCAGCAGAAAGUAUAGCUGAAUAUGAUGAGCAAACUGAAAGCGAGCGUACUGAUGAGACACUUUCCCUGUUGCAUAGAUCGGAUACCUAUGGAACGCUGAUUUGA
Messenger RNA from Cylindrotheca closterium, 4914 nucleotides. NCBI's taxonomy places the organism in Eukaryota, Bacillariophyta, Bacillariophyceae, Bacillariales, Bacillariaceae. The record is from the annotation of a GenBank genome assembly.